Molecule: messenger RNA, 2319 nt
Organism: Brassica napus (rape)
Lineage: Eukaryota; Viridiplantae; Streptophyta; Magnoliopsida; Brassicales; Brassicaceae
Product: 1-aminocyclopropane-1-carboxylate synthase 7
Exons: 3
Coding region: 100-1455 (451 amino acids)
Biological process (GO): amino acid metabolic process; biosynthetic process
Molecular function (GO): pyridoxal phosphate binding; transaminase activity
Source: RefSeq, a predicted model, not a curated record
AAAUGUAUAACUCCAACACACUUCUCUCUCUAGCCCUUCUCUCUCUCUCAGAUUGUGUUUCAGAGCUGUCACGUGUCAGGUUCGAAGCUCAAAGAAAAAAUGGGUCUUCCUCUAAUGAUAAACAACGACGACAACAACAACAACAAGGUCGAGCUUUCUCGAGUGGCAGUUUCCGACACACAUGGUGAAGAUUCACCUUACUUUGCCGGCUGGAAAGCUUAUGACGAAAAUCCUUACGAUGAAUCACAUAACCCUUCCGGUGUCAUUCAAAUGGGUCUCGCCGAGAAUCAGGUCUCGUUCGAUCUUCUUGAAAGUUACUUAGAGAAGAAGAACCCAGAAGGCUCGUUGUGGGAAUCAAAAGGAUCAUGUGGGUUCAGAGAAAACGCACUGUUCCAAGACUACCACGGUCUCAAAACUUUCAGACAAGCCAUGGCUAGCUUCAUGGAAAAGAUCCGUGGAGGUAAAGCUAGAUUCGAUCCUGAUCGGAUCGUCCUCACCGCCGGAGCCACCGCUGCUAAUGAACUCUUAACUUUCAUCCUCGCCAAUCCCAACGACGCACUUCUCGUCCCCACGCCGUAUUAUCCAGGAUUCGAUAGAGAUUUGAGAUGGAGAACCGGAGUGAGAAUUGUACCGAUUCAUUGCGACAGCUCGAACCAUUUUCAGAUAACCCCUGAGGCGCUCGAGACAGCUUACGAAACAGCACGUGACGCGAACAUUAGAGUCCGAGGAGUGCUCAUAACCAACCCAUCAAACCCAUUAGGCGCGACGGUCCAAAAGAAGGCUCUGGAAGAUCUCCUUGACUUCUGCGUACGCAAGAACAUUCACUUGGUCUCCGACGAGAUCUACUCCGGCUCGGUUUUCCACGCGUCAGAAUUCACCAGCGUAGCCGAGAUCGUAGAGAACAUCGAUGAUGUGUCAGUCAAGGAACGUGUCCACAUCGUUUACAGCCUCUCCAAAGAUCUUGGCCUUCCCGGUUUCCGAGUUGGGACCAUUUACUCGUACAACGAUAAUGUUGUGCGGACAGCGAGAAGGAUGUCGAGUUUUACGCUUGUCUCGUCCCAGACACAACACAUGUUGGCUUCCAUGUUGUCGGAUGAGGAGUUUACGGAGAAGUACAUAAGGAUAAACCGAGAAAGGCUUAGGAGACGGUACGAGACAAUUGUGGAAGGGCUUAAGAAGGAAGGGAUCGAGUGUUUGAAGGGCAACGCAGGGUUGUUCUGUUGGAUGAAUUUGGGUUUCUUGCUCAACACGAAUACGAAAGAAGGUGAGCUCGAGCUUUGGGAUGUGAUCUUGAAGGAACUGAAGCUGAAUAUAUCGCCGGGAUCGUCGUGCCAUUGCUCGGAGUUUGGAUGGUUUAGGGUUUGUUUUGCUAAUAUGAGUGAGAAGACUUUGAAGAUUGCGUUGAAGAGAAUACAUGAGUUCAUGGACCGACGAAGGAAGGUUUUGAAUUGUUAAAACACAAGAAGUAAAUUAAAAGUUCAAAACCGAUUUAAUUUUUAUAUGGCUAAUACAUGGAGGGUAAGGGGAAAUUAGUUUUUUUUUCUUGGAAAGAGAGGACAGUUAGUUGAAAUCCAUUUAUGUAAAGUGGGUUUUGAUUUGUUUCUCUUUUCUAGAUACUAUUGUUUGUUUUCUUGCUUUGGAAGAAGCAAGUUAAUUUCAUGUUUAUUAAAGGUUGAUUGUAAUAUUUGCUGUUAUAUACGAAAAUUGAAUAAUUCCUUUUGAUAUAUUCCUUUUGAUUGUAAUAUUUGCUGUUAAAAAAAAGAAUAAUUCCUUUUGUUUAUCAUGUUGAACAUUACAAAUAUCUCUAAACAUUUUCAUAUUGUUCUUGAAGGCCAUUGAUAUAUAUACACAUAAUAUUUGUUGUACCUUUUUUUAUUUGAAGAUGAUAUCUGUUGCUGUAUACAGCAAGUGGGUCUAAAUUGAACAAUGAGAUUAUGUCAGUGUUGAUGUAAUUUCCAAAGAGGUUAGUGUUGUUAUGUGGUCGGGUCUUUUUGACUUGGUCACUCUACAACUCUAACAAGUAAGGUGUUCCCUUUUUCUCUUACUUUAAUUUAUCCGAAAACACGGUAUCGGUGAGAUCGAAUUAAUAUUUUUGUAGUUAUAUCAACUAGUUAAUUAUUUUCAUAGUAUAAUUGUAUUAAUUGAUUAGUUCAUUUCUAGCUAGAGUAGUCUUCAAGUUAUUUCGUUCUCUUGGCCAAAGCCGAGGUCGUAUACCACUUGAUGAAUAAAUAUUAAAAUAAAUAUUGCAAAGACAAUGGUCUCUAUUAAAAUAAAUAUAAAUAAUGCAACUUGCCGUUAUAAGUAUUAUUAUAUUAUGUU